AUGUAUGCGAAUGACGCCGUCGAGGUCGACUCCAUCCCCGAAGGCCACAUCGGAGUUGUAGCUGGCCUCAAACACACCCGAACGGGAGACACCCUAGUCACCUACUCCGGCAACAAAGCCACACCCCCCGAACCUCUCACCACCCUCCAACUCCGUCCGAUCAACGUUCCGCCCCCCGUCUUCUUUGCCAGCGUCGAACCCCACAGCCUAAGCGAGGAGAAGCGACUCCAGGAAUCUCUCGCGAUGCUCCUCCGCGAGGAUCCCAGCCUGCACGUCACCGUCGAUGAAGACUCAGGCCAAACCCUCCUCAGCGGCAUGGGCGAACUACACCUCGAAAUCGCCCGAGACCGCCUCCUCAACGACCUCAAAGCCAAAGCAUCCAUGGGCCGCAUCGAAAUCGGCUACCGGGAAUGCCCCCUCGGCGCCUCAGGUCCCAUCACCAAGAUCUUCGACAAAGAAAUCGCCGGCCGCAAAGGCAAAGCCGGCUGCACCGCAACCGUCGAGCCCUUCGACCCCGAAGACACCACCACAGAACCCGACCCAUCGGCACUCUCCAUCCAAACCGCCAACGGCAACCAAAUCAUCAUCCAAGCCCCGGGCCUCGAAGUCGAAGUGAACAAAAAGGGCAUUGAGGAGAGUCCGCUCCUGCCCCCAGGCCUGGACGCCCACGCCCUUCGCACAUCUCUCCAGAACGGCUGUCUCGCGGCACUAGCCCGCGGCCCUCAAUUCACCUUCCCCAUGCACGGCACCCGCGUCACCCUCACCUUCGAUCCAGCCGAACACCUCUUCGGCAACGACUCCACCCCCUCCGCCCUCUCCGCCGCAGCCCGGCUCGCAACCUCCUCCGCCCUCCGGGACCUCCCCUCGGCAGCGGGCACAUCCCUAAUGGAACCAGUCAUGAAUGUGAUCAUCAGCGUAGACGAAGCCAGUCUCGGCGCCGUCGUCCACGACAUCUCUUCAUCCCGCGGCGGCCACAUCAUCUCGCUGGACGAGGAAACACCCCUCCCAACGACGGACAUCGCCUCAAACCCAACAGACGACCUCCUUCCCCCCAUCGACCCGAACAAGGUCUACGCCCCGCCUGAUCCCUUCCAGUCGUCCACUGUGGGAAUCGAUCUCCCCUCCUCAGUUAACAGAGCCCGAACUAUCACGGCAAAGGUACCCCUCAAGGAAAUGGUCGGGUAUCUCAAACACCUGCGCAGUUUAAGCGCAGGACGCGGCACGUUCGUCAUGAGCGUCGAUCGGUUCGAGAAGAUGAGUGCGCCGAGACAGAAGGCUGUGCUUGCCGAGCUGAGAGGUGGCUUUCUCUAA
Molecule: messenger RNA, 1311 nt
Organism: Aspergillus bombycis
Lineage: Eukaryota; Fungi; Ascomycota; Eurotiomycetes; Eurotiales; Aspergillaceae
Product: mitochondrial elongation factor MEF2
Exons: 1
Coding region: 1-1311 (436 amino acids)
Biological process (GO): mitochondrial translation; ribosome disassembly
Cellular component (GO): mitochondrion
Molecular function (GO): GTPase activity
Source: RefSeq, a predicted model, not a curated record